Molecule: messenger RNA, 1176 nt
Organism: Ogataea angusta
Lineage: Eukaryota; Fungi; Ascomycota; Pichiomycetes; Pichiales; Pichiaceae
Exons: 2
Coding region: 1-1176 (391 amino acids)
Biological process (GO): 5-phosphoribose 1-diphosphate biosynthetic process; purine nucleotide biosynthetic process; ribonucleoside monophosphate biosynthetic process
Cellular component (GO): cytoplasm; ribose phosphate diphosphokinase complex
Molecular function (GO): magnesium ion binding; ribose phosphate diphosphokinase activity
Source: RefSeq, a predicted model, not a curated record
AUGCGUGACAUUAUCGUCUUCUCUGGGUCCUCCAACCCAGAGCUCACAGACCGGAUCUGCCGCAAUCUUGGCCUGCCGCCGGGACAGGUGGAGCUCAAGAAGUUUGCCAACGGCGAGACGUCUGUGCACUUUGGCGACUCCGUGCGGGAGAAGGACGUUUUCAUUGUCCAGUCGGGCGCAGGCCACGUUAACGACCUUUUUAUGCAGCUGCUGAUCAUGAUUUCCGCGUGCAAGAUGGCCUCCGCCAAGCGAAUCACCGUCGUGUGUCCGCUCUUCUUCUACUCGCGCCAGGUCGAGUCCCAGGCCAGCAAACGGGGUGUUCCAGGAGGAGCCCAGCACAGAGGGUCGAAAGUGCCCGACAGCGUGCCGCCGUCACCGAAACUGCCGUCGCGGGCCAGUGUCCGCGACCCGAGCCCGAAAAACGUGCUCAGCCAGCGCGCCAUCAGCACCAGCUCGUCGCUCAAGACGCUGCACACCAACGAGGCCUCGAUCGCCAAUCCGACAGGGUACCGGUCCUGGAUCGCCCAGAGCGGCACGCUGAUCGCGAACCUGCUCACCUCGGCAGGCGCCAACCAUAUCAUCACCAUGGACCUGCACGACGCCCAGUUCCAGGGCUUUUUCGACAUCCCCGUGGACAACUUGCUGUCCAAGCCCGGACGCGCUGUGCAUGCCGUUCGCCCUGAUCCACAAAGAGCGCCGGCAGAAGGUCGACACUGCGCAGAUGCAAUCGGAGCUCAUGGUGCACUCGAACCCGUCCACGUCGAGUCUCAACAGCGUCAGCUUCGCCACGCCAGGGUUCCCCGGCCGCCGCUCGCCGUCCAGCGCGCCCAAUGGCCAGCCCGCGGCCGACCAGCAGUACGUUGCCACCACGAUGCUGGUCGGAGACGUCCACGACAAAGUCUGUGUGGUGGUGGACGACCUGGCAGACACGUCCAACACGAUCACGCGCGCGGCCAGCCUGCUCAAAGACCAGGGCGCCAAGUACGUGUAUGCGCUGAUCACGCACGGCAUCUUCAGCGGCGACGCGAUGCGCAAGCUCAAAGAGUCGCAGAUCGACAAGAUCAUCACCACCAACUCGGUGGACCAGGCCGCACACGUGGCCGAGCUGGACGCCAAGGAGAUGGUCAUCCUGGACGUGUCGCGGAUCCUGUCCGAGGCGAUCCGCAGAAUAAAUAA